UUUGCAAUGGUGCCGUGAAAAAGAAUACUUUGUUUUUUUCAAUGCAAUUGUUUCAAACAAUAUGUGGUCAAUACUCCUACAUAGAAACAAUUAAUGAUCCUCCAAUUGCCCACUUGUAGAGGGUAACGGGCAACGGACCCAACUCUCGCUCACUCAGACCACACACAAACACUUCUCUCUCUGAUGGGUUCGCUGGGAAACGAAAACGACGAGCCACUAACACCGGCCGGCAGGCUCUUCCUCCGGCCCGAAAUGAACCAAGUAAUAUACUGCGCUAUGGGGUUGAAGUACCCAAUCGACGUGGAGUCCGUGAAGUCCCAGGUGCGUAGCUCGGUCAUGCUGACUCACCCACGGUUCUGCAGCCUCAUGGUCCGCGACCGCACUGGCCGAGAGCGCUGGCGCCGGACCCACAUCGACUUGGACAGCCAUUUCAUCGUCCUGGACCGUCCCGUGUCUGACCAGGACGACGACGAGUCCGCGGUGAACCAGUACUUGGCCGACUUGUCGACCAGCUCGGGGCUCAGCUACGACAAGCCGUUGUGGGAGAUCCACCUCUUGCUGGCCCACAAAUGCGCGAUCUUCCGCGCUCACCACGCGUUGGGAGAUGGGGUCUCGCUGAUGUCGAUGCUCUUGGCGUGCUGCAGGAGGGAGGAAGAUGCGGACGCGCUGCCCAGGAUAGGGUCUCUUGGGAGCCGGAGGAACAGUGAGGGAGGGAACCGGAGGGGUUGGUGGCAGUGGGGGAAGGUUUUGUGGGGGUUUCUGAUGAUGUCUUGCUUCACUUUGGUGUUUGUGGUGGAGUUUGUGUUGAGGGUUUUGUGGCUUCGUGACAGGGAAACGGCUAUAAGCGGUGGGGCGGGGGUGGAGCUCUGGCCGAGGAUGCUGGCCACGGCCAGCUUUUGGCUCGAGGACAUGAAGGUGGUCAAGAAGGCUGUUCCUAGUGCGACCAUUAAUGACGUUCUCUUUGGGGUGAUAUCAUCAGGAUUAUCAAGAUAUCUUGAUCACCGAAGAUCAAAUGCUCUGCAAGAAGGGCUUCGAUUGACGGGGGUGGCCAUGGUUAAUUUAAGAGAACAAUCAGGAUUGCAGGAUCUAUCAGAUUUGAUGAAAGACAAGUCAGGAUCACGGUGGGGUAACAAAUUUGGCAUGAUUCUCCUGCCUGUUUAUUACCAUAAGAGUGGUUCUGAUCCUUUACAGUAUCUGAAGAGAGCUAAGGUGAUGAUUGAUCAGAAGAAACAAUCUGUAGAGGCUCAUUUCUCUUACAAAAUUGGGUAUUUUGUAAUGUCCUCCUUGGGAUCAAAGGCUGCUGGCUUUCUUAACUACAGGAUUAUUUGUAAUACUAGCUUUACAAUCUCUAACGUGGUUGGCCCACAAGAGAAGCUCACAGUUGGAACCAACCCUAUAACUUACAUGAGGGUGAAUUCAUCGAGCCUACCCCAUGCACUCACAAUGCACAUGGUGAGCUAUGCAGGAAGGGCUGACAUGCAAAUUUUGGUGGCCAAAAAUAUCAUUCCUGACCCAGAAUUUCUUGCCAAGUGCUUUGAAGAGGCCUUGCUUGAAAUGAAGGAAGCGGCUGUAGCCACAAACAAAAUCUACGAGGAACCUGUUUGUUCUUGAUAGAGAUCCCGGUUGUUUGCCUACCUGAUUGGAUCCAAUGAAGAAAGUUGAAGGGAAGAAUCGGAAAAAGGAAAAUGUCUAAGAAAAAUCACUGUUCACACGUUCAAAUAAAUUGGCUACUGUUCCGAGGCCUUCACCGCUUCUAGUACUACUCUAAAGUAAAGAUAUAUAUUGUACUUUGACUGGUCAAGAAUAAUUUAAUACAGUUUGGUCGAUUAUACUCACAA
Messenger RNA from Alnus glutinosa, 1838 nucleotides. RefSeq names its product wax ester synthase/diacylglycerol acyltransferase 11-like. NCBI's taxonomy places the organism in Eukaryota, Viridiplantae, Streptophyta, Magnoliopsida, Fagales, Betulaceae. Gene Ontology annotation, molecular function: long-chain-alcohol O-fatty-acyltransferase activity; diacylglycerol O-acyltransferase activity. The record is from RefSeq and is a predicted model, not a curated record. Gene Ontology annotation, biological process: triglyceride biosynthetic process. Gene Ontology annotation, cellular component: plasma membrane. The transcript is spliced from 7 exons. Bases 184 to 1611 code for a protein of 475 amino acids.